Messenger RNA from Drosophila elegans, 2348 nucleotides. Its product is annotated as transcription factor kayak. The coding region runs from base 353 to 1720 and encodes 455 amino acids. The transcript has 3 exons. The record is from RefSeq and is a predicted model, not a curated record. NCBI's taxonomy places the organism in Eukaryota, Metazoa, Arthropoda, Insecta, Diptera, Drosophilidae.
CUUCCCAUUCAAAAUCGCACACCUCAGCGCGCCGCGUGUCGCUCUUGGUCCCCCCGGAAUCAACAAAAAAUAACCAACCCCAGAAAUUAACCCAACCCCACGGACCAAAAUCCAAUAUCAAACCCACAAUAAAAAAUAAUAAAAACGCGGUGUUGAACAAAAUUCCUGAUUUAAUAAGUUCGCAAGUUAAGAACCCCACCACACACACCACACACAACACACACAAAAUCAAGUAACCACAACCCCAAAAAAAUUUUUUUGCUGUGCGAAGCGAUAGAAAGAAGAGUGCCAAAAAGAGAGAGGAUUACCAAAAUUGAUCAAUAAAAGAGGAGCUAAAGAAACCAAUGCAAAUAUGUGUCACAAUUCAGGGAUCGUGGAGAAAAACAACGAGCAGCAGAUCGAACGCUACAUGGCCUGUGGAAUGCCAUCGAAGGCGGUUAGGAGUGUCAAGUACACGCUGAAGAAGCGCGAAAAGAAGGAGCUGCAGCAGCUGCAACAGCAGCAGCAGCAGAAGAAGGACUUGCUGGAGCACAAGGAGCAGCAGUUUCUCGAGAAUCUCGAGCUGAGCAGCAGUAGUAGCUGUGAAUCCUCAACCGCCAGCGGCAGUGACAGCGAGGAUAGCGGUGUUACCGAAACCCUGAAAUCCCCACCACCACAACCACGAUCAUCGCCAUCGCCAGUCGAUACGGCUACGGCCACUCCAAAGGUCAGCAAACGCAGUGACCUCCUGAGGUUCUGCCCACGCUUUCGCAAACUGCAGCAGGAGCAGCAACAGCAAAUGCUCAAGGAGAUGGAACUGCAGGAGCAGGAGCAAGAGCAAAACCUGGAGCAGGAGAAGGAGGAGGUGGUGGGACCACUGGCCAACACUUUGAAGGCACAACAACAGCGCAAGCUGAGCUCCAUGGAGCCGUCGAUGGACGACGCCCUGGCCAUCGGCACCCAGAUGACGCGACAGGUGUCCGAGCGAAUCACCUGUCUGGUGGCCCAGCUGCAGGCCAGUCGCUUAUACACAAUUCUGACGCGUACAACACAGCCAGCACACUUGAUAGCCGUUUGCAUAUUGGCCUUUGUGCUGAUGACUGUGGGACGCGACCUCAUCGACCCAACGACAUCAGUAGAUGCAGCAGCAGCAGCAGCAACAGAAAGCGCAGCAACAUCUGCAACAGCAACAUCAACGAGAACAGCAACGGGCGGCGUUUUGGCAGCUCUGGUUUUCCUGGGCGCCUUUGCCACCCAUUUUGGGUCGCAGAUCUGGAUGACAUUUGUCUCGGGUCUCUCGCUGUAUUUCUCCCUGCCCCGCCACGUUUUCGGGCAGUGCCAGCAGAUCCUGUUCCCGCGCUACUUCGCCCUCAAUGCCAUGCUCAGUCUGACGAUGCUGGUGGUGUAUGCCAAGUAUUUCCUCACCGGCUGGACGACAGCGGCGGGCAUUCAGAUGGGAUCACUGGCCCUGGCGGCGGGAAUCGAGGUGGUGGUGCGUCUAUAUCUGGUGCCACCGAUGCUGCAACUGAUGCACGAGAAGUACAGGAUCGAGGAUGCGAUCGGCAGUGGCCAGGAGGUGGGCAGCCUUGUCCAGGGCGAUCUCGUCGACUGUCCGCACUAUCAGCGCAUCCACAAGGGAUUCCGGCGCAUCCACAUGACCAUCGCCAUUGGCAACAUGACGGUCAUGCUGACCACCUGCCUGCAGCUGUAUUUUCUGGCAUCGAAAAUACGCCUCAGCUAAGGCAUAUCCGGAGUGAAGAAUUUAUAGAUUUAGGCUCAACAUCAUUACCAUAAAAACACACACGCACACACACCCACACACUGUAUUUCAAUGUUCGAUAAAUUGUCUCAAAUUUAUAUUGCUUAUUGAACCAUUGAUCUAACGAGCUGGUUGUAAACGGUGAAGCGGUAGCCCCUGCAUCCGUUCACAUCAGACUUUUGAAUGCCCUUCCUCCGCCCCCACAACACACACAUACACACACACACACCUGCACAAAAAAAUAUUUAAUUUCUCCCGAGGACGCCUCCUUUUCUGCGUCCUUGCAAUCUGAUUUCCUGUGAUAAGCUCAGCCCAACUCCCACUCCCCACACACCCACCACUCGCGAACCAUAGCACAUUUAGCCCAUAGUCGAUAGCCAAUAAAUUACACAGAAUUAUUAAAUAAUAGCCUAUUGAUAAUUAAUUAUACUAUUUUUUUCGAGCGACAGCACGCAAAUUCAUUAAUUUUCUUCUGUUAUUUGUUAAUCCAUUGGAAACUAUGUUUUUCUCUGUUUUAAGUGCGGAAGUUUUAGUGAAUAUAAUUUAUAUAAAAACAAACAACAACAACAAAAAAAAAACAAAUGAAAGCAAAACAAAAAACAAAAAAAAU